CCCCUCCCGCCUCCAGUCGUUCCCUAGCUCUGGUCUCGGCGCGGCCCGUUGUUAUGACGACACGGUCGUAAAUCCGCCAUCUUCCUGCGGCGCGUUGCGACAUGGAGGGCGCGAUGGCAGUGCGGGUGACGGCCGCUCAUACGGCAGAAGCCCCGGCCGAAGCCGGGCGGGAAGUGGGCCAGGGCGGGGUCGCCGAGGCAGCGGCGGUAGCGGCCUUGGCCCCUGGCGGCUUUCUUGGCCUCCCGGCGCCCUUCAGCGAAGAAGAUGAGGAUGAUAUACACCGAUGUGGUCGCUGCCAGGCGGAGUUCACUACCUUGGAAGACUUUGUUCAGCACAAGAUUCAGAAGGCCUGCCAACGGACCCCUCCAGAGGCCUUGCCUGCCACCCCUCCCACCACCUCUCUGCUGGGCCAGGAGGUGGUGCCGGUGGCGACUGGCCCAGAGGAUCCCAUUACUGUGGCCCACAUCGUGGUGGAGGCAGCCUCUCUGGCAGCAGACAUUGGCCAUGCACCGGAUCUCAUUGGUAAGCCAGGCAUGGCCAUGGUUGGUGGCGGGCAUAUCAAAGAGGUCAUUGUGGCUGCUGAAGCAGAGCCGGGAGACAGUGAAAUGGCAGAGCCCCCUGGCAGUCCCCACCGACGGGGGCUGGGGCUUACUGGGGAGGGCGAGCAGGCGCAGGUCAAGCUAAUGGUGAAUAAGGACGGCCGCUACGUGUGCAUGCUGUGCCACAAGACCUUCAAGACGGGCAGCAUCCUCAAGGCCCACAUGGUCACCCACAGUAGCCGCAAGGACCAUGAGUGUAAGCUCUGUGGGGCCUCCUUCCGCACCAAAGGCUCGCUUAUUCGGCAUCACCGUCGGCACACAGAUGAGCGCCCCUAUAAGUGUGCCAAGUGUGGAAAGAGCUUCCGGGAGUCAGGUGCGCUGACUCGGCACCUCAAGUCUCUCACCCCAUGCACAGAAAAAAUUCGCUUCAGCAUGAGCAAGGAUGUGGUUGAAGGCCAAGAGGAUGUACCUGCAGGAUCUGGAGCCUCUACUGUGGGGACAGUUACAUCAUCAUCGGCGACAGGGGAGCCUAUGGAGACUUCGCCCGUGAUUCAUCUGGUGACAGAUGCUAAGGGAACUGUCAUCCAUGAAGUCCAUGUCCAGAUGCAGGAAUUGCCCCUGGGCUUAAAAGCCCUGGCUCCAGAGCCUCCAGUCCCUGAGGAGCUUCCAUGUCCGGGCGAGGGCAGCCGUGAGAACCUGCUGCACCAGGCCAUGCAGAACUCUGGCAUCGUUCUGGAGCGGGUUGCGGGGGAGGAGGGUGCCCUGGAACCAGCCCUGCCUGCUGGAUCCAGUCCCCAGCCCUUGGGAGAUGGAGCUCCAGAACUGCCACUGCUGGAGGUGCAGCCGAUGGAGACAGGAACCUACCAGGAUGGGGCCCAUGGUUGUGUCCUUGUUACUUCUGGGGCACAGCCUACAGUGGGUGCUGGAGGCCUGCCUGUGGUGCCCCAGCAGGUGGCUAGCGAGGCCUCAGCUGUGCCCAGGACCCACCCAUGCCCUCAGUGCAGCGAGACCUUCCCAACGGCAGCCACCCUGGAGGCCCACAAGAGGGGCCAUGCAGGGCCGAGGCCGUUUACCUGUACACAGUGUGGCAAGGCUUUUCCCAAGGCCUAUCUGCUCAAGAAGCACCAGGAGGUACAUGUGCAUGAGCGCCGCUUCCGCUGUGGGGACUGUGGAAAACUUUACAAGACCAUCGCCCAUGUGCGUGGCCACCGGCGUGUCCACUCAGACGAGCGGCCCUACCCUUGUCCCGAGUGUGGCAAACGCUACAAGACAAAGAAUGCCCAGCAGGUACACUUCCGGACACACUUGGAGGAGAAGCCGCAUGUGUGCCAGUUCUGUAGCCGCGGCUUCCGGGAGAAGGGCUCGCUGGUGCGGCAUGUGCGCCACCACACAGGCGAGAAGCCCUUCAAGUGUUACAAGUGUGGCCGUGGCUUUGCGGAGCAUGGCACACUCAACCGGCACCUGCGCACCAAAGGGGGCUGCCUGCUAGAGGUGGAGGAGUUGCUGGUGUCUGAGGAGAGCCCUUCAGCGGCCACCACUGUCCUUGCAGAGGACCCACACACCGUGUUAGUGGAGUUCUCAUCUGUGGUGGCUGACACCCAGGAGUACAUUAUUGAGGCCACUGCAGACGAUGCUGAGACCAGUGAAGCCACAGAGAUCAUUGAGGGCACGCAGACAGAGGUGGACAGCCAUAUCAUGAAGGUGGUACAGCAGAUCGUGCACCAGGCCAGUGCUGGGCAUCAGAUCAUUGUGCAGAAUGUGACCAUGGACCAGGAGGCAGGGCUGGGCCCAGAAGCAGCUGCUGCUGACACCAUCACCAUUGCCACUCCUGAGAGCCUGACAGAGCAAGUGGCCAUGACGCUGGCCUCAGCCAUCAGUGAAGGCACUGUGCUCACAGCCCGAGCAGGUGCAAAUGGCACUGAACAGGCCACAGUGACCAUGGUGUCAUCAGAGGAUAUUGAGAUUCUUGAGCAUGCCGGUGAGCUGGUCAUUGCCUCACCAGAGGGCCAGCUGGAGGUGCGGACUGUUGUUGUCUAGCAUGGAGUCUGUGGGUCCCUACUGGGCUGGAGUGGGGUCAAAGACUCUAAGUACCCUGCCUGUGCCUGUAUGGCCUGAUAAGAGAAGAAGGUGGCACAGAACUCAGAUGUUCAGAGAAGGAGUGUAAAUACAGUUUGUUGCUUUACAAUAAAACAUGCAAACCUGCAGCUUGUGAUGUUGCGGCAGUGACAGCUCCAAGGCUGGCUCACCACCUUGGCAGGUUCCCUGGAAGCAGCAUUUGCCUGCCUAGGCCACUCCUAGACUCAAGUGUGUGUCCACCCCGCCCAGGGGCUCUUGCCAGCCCUGGUGGCAACUUGGUGGUGUGUGGGUGUCGCUGGCAUGUUAACAGGCAGCCACUGCCCUGUCCUGCCCAGCUGGACCUGUGACCUGGCUUCCUCAGGCCUGCUGUAUGGUGGGCAGAGGGUGCUGCGGCCCGGACUUCAGCCCUGGGGGUGCUGUGCAGGUGGGCGGAGCAGCCUUGGCUUGUUACCCGGAGGAGUGGAUGUGGCUGGAUGCCAGCUGGGCUCUCCUGAGUGUUCUCUUGGUUUUCCUAAGUUGAUGUAGCUCUAGCAGGCAGAUCUGGGAGCUUCAUCCUCUGCUGACCCUCUGUUAGCCCUGAUGCUGCCCUUGGGGAGCUGGCAGGGACUUCUAGGCUGUUUCUGGGACUAGGUCUGGGGCACUAGAGUUGGGUUAGUCAGAUCCUUUGCCUCUUGACGUCUGGGUCUCCAGGGAAAAGAGAGCCCUGUUUUCCAGCAUCCAGCUUCAUUGAGGGGGCGGGACCCAGCACAGCUGGCUCCUCCCUGGACUAGGGCCUCAAAUACCUGUGGUGCCCUGGUCCCAGAGCUGCUUCCAGACCAAGUUUGGGCAGUAGGUCCUGUGCUGGCACAUGUUCCCAGGCUGGACCCAGGAUCCCUACUGGACCAGGCCUUUAAGCCUCUGUGAUUGCUUCAACCACAUCCUAGGUGAGUCUUGGGCUGGGGACUGGACAGAAUGAGGGUUUGGCUUUUUGGGCUUCAGUUUGCCCACACAGCGUCAAAACACCAGGGGCCCAGGGCACAGCAUGCUACCCUGGGGAGAUCUGGUGAAGACAGGCAGGCGGAGGAUGGGCCUUCCCACAGGCCAUCCCUACCGGGCUGGUGAUGAGCAGGGGAGGGAUUUGUGUGCCUAACUCCAGGU
Nycticebus coucang (slow loris) is the source of this 3752-nucleotide messenger RNA. RefSeq names its product E4F transcription factor 1 (gene E4F1). Gene Ontology annotation, biological process: regulation of transcription by RNA polymerase II. The record is from RefSeq and is a predicted model, not a curated record. Lineage: Eukaryota; Metazoa; Chordata; Mammalia; Primates; Lorisidae. Gene Ontology annotation, cellular component: nucleus. The transcript is spliced from 14 exons. Gene Ontology annotation, molecular function: RNA polymerase II cis-regulatory region sequence-specific DNA binding; DNA-binding transcription factor activity, RNA polymerase II-specific. The coding region runs from base 102 to 2576 and encodes 824 amino acids.